CAGAUCAGCUCCCGGAAGCAGGCCCGUUAGCCCAAUGGCGGUGGACCGAGCUGCUUUCGCUGAUCUCUUGGACAAGAGCUGGCAGUCCUUUAGAGAACAAGUCUUGGAGGCUUUUCCUGUCAAAGAGCAGUUUGAGGUGUGCCAAGAGUUUAUCGGCGAGAUCGAGAAAGUCCACAGCUCAUCGGAUACCCCCCUACGCCAGGACUUGGAAAUUCAUCGAAGACAAGAGUCCCGGGAGAAACAAUCUUUGCAAGACAUGCUUGCGCGUCAAGCUGUUGCUGUGGAGGAUCAGGAGGUAGUUCUUGCAGAUGUCCUUGCAGACAUUGAAGGCACAGCUGAAUCUGGUGAGUACGAGCAGGUCGUGAGCAGGGUGCCUUCACUCCCAACCUUUCCACCGCCCAAGCACCUCACAGAACGGGCAGACUCCGGCGUGAGCCAGUUGAGCCAGUCGAGCCAGUUGAGCGAGUUGGCGCACAAGGAGUCCUCCCACCUGAAUGGGGGUCUCACUGGUGCGGUCUUCCUGCAGUCUGGCUUGGAGGGCCUCUCAGAGGCGGAGGCCAGGGCGAUCCGGCACCGGCUCCGCGUGCGCCUGGGCGCGAUGUCUCGCUUGAAGCUGGUCAGCGGGAAGUCCGUUCACGAGGCAGUGGAAGCACUGGGCCUCACGCGCUACUCUGUGGAGGACAUGAAUGAGUUGGUAAACUUGCUCGCGGACUUCAUCAGCUUGCACUUUGAGGAGACCCACAGCUCCAAGAAAGGAAGAAGAAAGACGAUUUUCAGCUGGGAGGAGGUCGGUGAUCAGCUCGAAAACUUUGGCCGACCUGUGUGGAAAUGGCCAGAUCCGCGGGACAUUCAUCAGGGCGGCAUCCAUCGCACUUCCUCCAUGACCGCCUUCGGCGAGGUCCAGGCAAAGAGUGACUACAACGUGGUCCCGGCCUCUGCUUUGAUGGAGCUGUUCCUCUCACAGGAGGGGGAAAUCCAUCGAAAGAUCUUUGGGCCGCAAAUCUUCAAGCAGUUCCAGGCCAUGCGGGAGAUCUUGCUGGCUGGCGACACCAAUCGCCUGGUGGCAGAGUUGACCUUCGUUCGGAUCAAUGAUUUGGCCGCACCACCUGAGCCGCUGCACCCAUUGAUGUACGUGGAGCCCUUUGUGGCUAUCCUCAUCGUUCUCAACGGAGUUAUGAUUGGCUUCCAGACCGACCCCGUCUUCGAAGAGUGGGGUGGCUGGAUAUACUUGGAGAUCACCUUCUCCUCUUUUCUCGUUAUCGAAACCCUUCUGCGCAUGCAUCUGCUGGGAUGUGGCAUCUUCUGGUGCGGUGACGACAAGAUUUGGAAUUGGUUUGAUGUGGUCUUGGUGGUCACGGGCGUCACCGACGUGGUGGUGCAACUUGUCCGCCAGCGACGCAGCGACAUCUUCGGCACCUCUCUGCUGCGGUUCUGCCGUCUGAUCCGCCUGGUGCGCAUCGUGAAAGUUUUCCGCCUGAAGUUCAUGAAGGAUCUUCGGCUCAUGGUCAAGGGCUUGGUGGCCGGCAUCCGGACGCUAAUUCUAGCGUUUACCUUGCUGCUGUCUGUGCUGUAUGUGAUCUCGGGCUUCGCAACAAUGACCAUCGGGAGCAGCCCUGAUGCGGAAGAACUGGAACUGACGCACCACUUCCGGAACUUGCCAGUGUCGAUGUUUACGUCUUUCCGAUGCUUCACCGGGGAAUGCACCAAUGACUUAGGGUAUCCGAUCACCUCGCUGCUUGCCGAGCGGAUGGGCCUUCCGUUUAUCAUGGGUUACGUCAUGAGCUACAUGCUAGUAUCCAUGGGCAUUUUCAACGUGAUCCUUGCAGUCUAUGUGGAGAUCACUAUGAAGGCCGCCAAGGAGACGGAAGCCACCACAGCAGAGCAGUACGCCCGUGAGUCUAUCCGUGUAGCAAGGACAACUCGCGAGCUGCUGAAGAAGUUCGCCGCGGCAUACCGGCUCUUUCAAGAGCUGGAUGAGAAGGAGAAGCGCAACUCCGGGUUUAACUUGCGCAGCAAUACGGGGAUGUUCACCGACGACGACGUGCACGACAAAAUCGCCAUCACGAAGGAGCUGUUCCUGCUGGUCAUCCAGGACAGGGAAGUGCAGCAGCUGAUGGAUGAGCUGGAUUUGCCGCCUGAUCGUGCCAACCUUUUCGAGGUCAUCGACGCGGAUGGCAGCGGCACUCUCCACAUUGCUGAGCUGGUUCAGGGCUUGCUGAAGAUCCGGGGGGAGAUCAAGAAGAGCGAUGCCGUGGCGGCGCUGCUGGCAACCAAGGCGGUGCAGGGCAUGGUGGCCGAGAUGAAGGAAGAGCAUGAAAAGCGCAUGGACGAACUGAAGCAGACGGUUCACGAGCAGCUGUGCAGGAUCUCUGCAAUCUCCUUGCCCCAGCGCAGUUCGCGCACAGAACAUCGAGUGGCUCACGUUUGAUGGCUUUCAGAUGCAUGCAGCAUUCUGGGCCCGGUCGGAGAGGCACUUAGCAAUUUCUGCAAGGUCGCUUUCUGUGAUUUUCAUGGGUUGGCCUAUGUAAGCAGCGCCCAACACCCCCUAUCCGCC
Molecule: messenger RNA, 2554 nt
Organism: Effrenium voratum
Lineage: Eukaryota; Dinophyceae; Suessiales; Symbiodiniaceae
Source: the annotation of a GenBank genome assembly